This is a messenger RNA of Pelodiscus sinensis (Chinese soft-shelled turtle), 564 nucleotides long. Lineage: Eukaryota; Metazoa; Chordata; Testudines; Trionychidae. The record is from RefSeq and is a predicted model, not a curated record.
AUGGAUAAGUUCCGAAUGAUCUUCCAGUUCCUCCAGUCCAAUCAGGAAUCUUUCAUGAACGGCAUCUGCGGGAUCAUGGCCCUGGCCAGUGCCCAGAUGUACUCAGCCUUCGAUUUCAACUGCCCCUGCCUGCCGAGUUACAACCUGGCGUACGGCCUGGGUAUCCUGCUCGCGCCCCCCCUUGUCCUGUUCCUGCUGGGUUUUGUGAUGAACAACAACGUGUCCAUGCUGGCAGAGGAGUGGAGGAGGCCCACGGGCAUGAGGCAGAAGGACCCGGCCGUCCUGCGCUACAUGUUCUGCUCCAUGGCCCAGCGGGCCAUGAUCGCGCCGGCGGUGUGGAUCUCCGUGACGCUGCUGGACGGGAAGUGCUUUAUGUGCGCGUUCAGCACCACCGUGCCCGUGGAGAAGCUGGGGAACAGGAGCUACACGGGCCUGUCGGAGAAGGAGAUGCGGCGAAUCCUGGCCCGCAUCCCCUGCAAAGAGAUCUACAACGGGCAGGAGCUGGUUGCCAGGGAGGUGGCGGUGCGGUACCUGCGCUGCAUCUCACAUUUUAAGCACAAAUAG